UACAGUGGAGUGACUCUUCUGCUUCAGGCUUUUCUCUAACGCGUGCCUUUCUCUCUCCUGUUAGCUCUGUUCAUCAAUGGCGGAAAUGUUCUCCUCUUUCUAUCUCGCUUCUAUUCCUCAAUUCUAACCAACAUUCGCAUAUAUGUUUCUCAAUCUCAUCUUCUUUACGAGCUUAGAUCUAUAUCUCCAAUCUUCUUUUCAAUCGAUCAGUGCUCCGAACUGUAUCAAUUUUGGCUGAAUCUGAGAUGGAUAAGCUGUUCGGUGAAAUCUCCAACGCAACCUCAUGCGACGGAUCGAUCGGAGUAGCCGCCGUUUCCGGUGAUGAACGACGUGGAUACGAUGUCUACUCCAGUCCUGCUUGCCGGUAUCCUUCCUACAUUGCUGGCGGAAUAGAUGAAUGUGGUUAUGGCUAUGUACCCAAUAUUGGUGGAUUCUCGAAAGCAUCAUUAUCACCUGGGUCGAACUCGACCACUCGCACGCCUUCACCCACCGUAGAAGACCUGCGGCUGUGGUUGCUGGAGCUUGAUAGUAGCCGUAUCGCAUCGGCGAUGAGGCUGGAGGAGCAUGGGCUUCUCGAGAAGCUCCAGUUCUUGCAGGUACAAGAGAAUCUAACCAAAGGCCGCCCCGCUCCUGCUAAAGACGUCACGGCGGACUCUUCGUUGCAUCAGGACUCUGUUCUGCCGGAUUUUCUGCCAUUGGAUGACAUGAUGUCAUUACCGAUGAUUUAUUCCAAUUGUUGGGUCACUGAUCGGUUAGGCUUCCCUUAUUCACCUCAAUUUAAAACGAGAAAUCCAGACGUUGCUGGUGACACUCUGCUUGCCGAAUCCUAUCCUCGCUGUAAGGGUAAUGAUGCUCGUCUCAAUCCAACUUUUGGCUUUCUCAACUCUGAGGGCUCUGUGAAUGGAUAUAAUAAAAAGUUGCACUAUGGUUUUCCUGUCCUUAAUGGAAGAUUUUCAAGGAGUAGCGAACCCUUUGGCUGUGACGAUAAUUUUAUCAUGCAAGGGAAGGGGCUAUUCUCUAAAACGCCUUACGAAAAUUCCCUUGGAGAUAGGAGGAGGAUAGAUUUUAGUAAUGCUCAUAUCGGAAUGUUCCAAAGGUUCCAAAGGCUCAGGUCUUCUGCUUCUCUGUUUCAUAAGAAGGAUACAAUAUAUCACCUGGCUAAGGAUCAACAUGGCUGUCGUUUCUUACAAAAAAAAUUUGAGGAAAGGAAGGCCGAAGCAAUCGACACUAUAUUUAAUGGCGUGAUUGAUCAUGUGGUCGAGCUCAUGGAGAAUCCAUUUGGGAACUAUCUCAUGCAAAAGCUCCUUGAAAUAUGCAGCACGGGACAGAGGAUGAUGAUCAUCCUUAAGCUAACGGAACACCCAUCUCAACUUAUCAGAAUCUCUCUGAAUACUCACGGGACUAGAUCUGUACAGAAAUUAAUUGAGACUCUCAAAACAAGGCAAGAGAUUUUACUAGUUACUUCUGCUCUCAGGCCAGGCUUUCUGCAACUGAUCAAAGAUCUCAAUGGUAAUCAUGUCGUCCAAAAAUGCCUUGUAUCUCUGAAAGCAGAGGAUAACAAGUUUAUUUUUGAUGCCGCCACAAAGCAUUGUGUUGAAAUUGCCACUCAUCGACAUGGAUGCUGUGUUUUACAAUGCUGCAUAUCUCAUUCUAUUGGAGAGUACAGUCCAAAGCUGGUUCUUGAAAUUUCUUCAAAUGGCCUUUUACUUGCUCGAGAUGCAUUUGGGAAUUAUGUUGUACAAUAUAUUCUUGAUCUUCACAAUCAAUCAGCAACUGCAAUUCUUCUAUCCCAAUUCAAAGGAAACUAUGUGGAGCUGUCAAUGCAGAAGUUCAGCAGUAAUGUUGUUGAAAAAUGUCUCAAAGUUCUUGAUGAAGAUGAAAGAGCAAAAAUCAUAGCAGAAUUACUUCACCUGGAAACUUUUGAGCAAGUACUGCAAGAUCCAUAUGCAAAUUAUGUCAUCCAGUCGGCCCUUUGCACUACUAAGGGUUCUCGUCUUCACGCAUCACUUGUUCAUGCUAUUCGGCCUUUUGCUGCUAAAUUAAAAACAAAUCCUUAUUGCCGGCGAAUAUUUUCCAGAACUCUAAGAAAUGAUCAUUAGUUGAUUUCUGACAUGUGUUGUUGUUCCUUUGUUCUGUAUGGUUUGUAGACCUUUAUGUUGUAGGUAUCUGCAUUAUGAGUAUGUGCUGUAAAAACUAGUUCUGUAGAAUGCAUCAGUUGUAUUUGGUUUGUUGUUG
Molecule: messenger RNA, 2235 nt
Organism: Dendrobium catenatum
Lineage: Eukaryota; Viridiplantae; Streptophyta; Magnoliopsida; Asparagales; Orchidaceae
Product: putative pumilio homolog 8, chloroplastic
Exons: 5
Coding region: 246-2099 (617 amino acids)
Biological process (GO): post-transcriptional regulation of gene expression
Cellular component (GO): cytoplasm
Molecular function (GO): mRNA binding
Source: RefSeq, a predicted model, not a curated record